AUGAGCCAUACGAAAAAACAUAAACGACAUCAUUAUAAUUCGGAUGAUGAACGAAAUGAAGAUGAACAUCGUAAAUAUCAUCGAUCAAAACCAAUAGAUCAACCUAUUGAAGAACCAAUCAUUGAUCCAUCAUUUGAUUGGCUUGCUCGACGUGAUUAUAUUACAGAGACAUAUCUUAUUGAUAGUCCUAUGUUUAGUUCUCCAAAAGAUCUUGAAGAUUUUUGGAAAUUUGUACAAAAAUAUCAAUUAUUUCAACAACGACGAAAAACACAACCAUCUAAAUCCAUAUCAACUAAUACUGAUCAACAACGAUCAAAUAUAUUAAAUAUACCAAUAAAUUAUGAUAAAAAAUAUCGUUUAAAUAUAUCUAUAACAAUAAAUAAAUCAUUAAUAAAUAAUGUUCCACGUUAUGAUAUGACUGGUGAGAAAAUUCUCGAUCAUUAUCGUUUGUCUUCUGUACGAUUAGCUGAAUUUAAAUCAAUAAUUGAAUAUUAUUUUGAUUUUAAUCAAAAAGAAAAAUUUAAACGUAUUCAUAAACUUCGACAAGAUCAAAAUAAUUUGCCAAUUGCAAAUCAUCGUCGAGAAAUACUUGAAGAAUUAAAAAUUCAUCAAGUUAUUUUAAUUGCUGGUGAUACUGGUUGUGGAAAAUCAACACAGAUUCCAAGAUUUUUACUUGAAGCUGGUUUUGAUAAAAUAGCUUGUACACAACCAAGACGUAUUGCUUGUAUUUCAUUAGCUAAACGUGUUAGUUAUGAAACAUUAAAUGAAUAUGAUAAUCAAGUUGGAUAUCAAGUUCGUUUUGAAAAAACUCGAGUAAAAUCUACUCGAAUUAUAUUUAUGACAGAAGGUAUUCUUUUACGUCAACUUCAAACUGAUUCAUCUUUAUCAGAUUAUGAUAUAUUGGUCAUUGAUGAAGUUCAUGAACGUCAUUUAUUUACUGAUUUUAUAUUGGGUAUUAUUAAAUGUUUAAUAACACAACGAAAAGAUCUUAAAGUUAUUCUUAUGUCUGCAACAAUUAAUAUUGAAUUAUUUUCAAAUUAUUUUGAAAAUUGUCCUGUUGUUAAAGUACCAGGUCGUUUAUAUAAAAUUCAAGUUAAUUAUCAUCCAAUUAAAGUUGAAGAAUCAGCUGGAAAAACAUCAAAGAUUGAUGCAAAACCAUAUUUACGUAUUUUGGAACAAAUUGAUAAUAAAUAUCCAUCAACAGAUCGUGGUGAUAUGCUUAUAUUUUUAAGUGGUAUGGCUGAAAUUCAAGGAGUUAUGGAAGCAGUUCAAUCAUAUGCUCAAGAAAAUCGACGUUGGAUUGUUCUUCCAUUACAUAGUGCAUUGUCACUCGAAGAACAAGAUAAAGUAUUUGAUAUGCCACCUGAAAGUGUACGUAAAUGUGUUAUAUCAACAAAUAUAGCUGAAACAUCAGUAACAAUUGAUGGUAUGCGUUUUAUAAUUGAUUCUGGUAAAGUUAAAGAAAUGUCAUAUGAUGGAAAAUAUAAAAUGCAACGUUUACAAGAAUUUAAUAUAAGUCGUGCUAGUGCUGAACAACGUAAAGGUCGUGCUGGACGUACAGGACCUGGUGUUUGCUAUCGUUUAUAUAGUGAACAUGAUUAUUUAAGUUUUCAAGAAUAUUCAACACCAGAAAUUCGUCGUGUACCACUUGAUUCACUUAUGCUACAAAUGAUUUCUAUGGGUUUAAAAGAUCCAAGAAAAUUUCCAUUUGUUGAACCACCAGAUAUGACAGCUAUUGAUAGUGCUUUACUUCGUCUUCAAGAACAAGCAGCUUUAUCAACAAUUGAUUGUUCAUUAACAUCAAUUGGUUCAAUGCUUGCUCGACUUCCUGUUGAUGUUUCUAUUGGAAAAAUGCUUAUAUUUGCUUGUAUUUUUCAAUAUGUUAAUCCAAUAUUAAUAAUGGCAUCAGCAUUAAGUAUACAAUCACCAUUUCUUAGUUUUCUUCAAUGUGAUCCUGAUACAAUAACACGUCGUCGUCCAAUGAUGUCAAAUCAUGGUGAUCCAUUUACAUUAUUAAAUCUUUUUGAUGAAUGGAUUUAUGUAAAAUCUGAAGGACAAAAUACUCGUACAUGGUGUAAACGACGUGGUGUUGAAGAACAACGUCUUUAUGAUAUAACAAAACUUCGUCGACAAUUUCAAGAGAUUCUUCGAGAUUAUAAUAUGGAAAUUGAUUAUCAACAAACAAAACGACGUACAACCCUUGAAAAACGUGAACAUUGGAAGAAAAAACAACAAUUAAAAGAUCUUAGAUCAGAACAUGAUAAAGAAUCAAAACAAAGAAAAUUUCUUAAAUUAGAAGACUCAUCGUUAAAUGAUUCUAUGACUGAUGAUGAUAAUUUAACAAAACAAGUAAUGAAAACAACCGAUAAAAUUCGUGAUAUUGAAUUUCGUCUUAUUAAUGAUGUAUCAGCAUUAAAAGAAAUGUCUACUGAUAGUCAAAAUUAUCGAUCAAAAGAUAUAAAUAUGCUUACAUUAAUACUUUGUUCUGGUCUUUAUCCACAAGUUGCAAUUGCUGAUGAAUUUAAUAAUUAUAAACGUGAUUGUGAUCAAUUUUUUCAUACAAAAACAAAACAAUUUGUUGUUUUACAUCCAACUAGUGUUUUUACUUAUGAUCCAGAUAAUCUACUUCCUCCAACUUCAACAAAUUCAAAUAAUAAAAAAAUUGUAUUCAGCAAUCAACAUGAACUUCUUGUCUAUGUUACAUUACUUGAAACAAAUAAACCUUAUAUAAUGAAUGUAAUGCGUACACCAGCAAUGCAAACAUUAUUUCUUUAUGCAUCAACACUUGAAACAAAUAAUGAUUUUACUCGUAUACUUUGUGAUCAAUGGCUUGAAAUAAAAUUUGAAAAUUCUGAAACAGCACAAAGUAUUAUAUCAUCAAUAUUACUUUUACGUAAUGCACGUGAUCUUCUCCUUCAAAUGACAUUACAAGAUUUGAAUAAAUCUCUUGAUAUUGAACUUAUGUCUAAACCACGUACAUAUGAAUUGCAACAUUUACUUUCAAAAAAAAUGACUGAUUUUCUUGAAAAUUCAUGUCUUUAUGCUAUUCGACGUGUUCUACCUGCUGAAUUAGAUACAAUCUAUCGAGCAAAUAUUCAAGAAAAUCAAGAUAAUAAUGAUGAUGAUAUAAUUGUAAAUAAAGAAAGUACUAAAAUUAAUGAAUAUUUAACAUAUAAUUGUCUACGAUCUAAUGAUGAUCAAGAAUCAUUUUGGUCAGAAUAUGCUGGUUCAACAAUGCAAAAACAUUGGAUUUGUCCUUAUUGUAAUGAAGAUAUUCUUGUUACUGUUGCUGAACGUGUUGCACAUGAAAAUCAAUGUCAAUUAAAUUCUUUAUGUAAUAAUGAAAAUCCAAUUUUUAAAUCAACACAAUCAAAUAUUAAUAAAACUAAUAUAUUGAGUAAUUUAACAACAACAACAACAACAACAUCAAGUAUUCCACUAACACAAGAUUAUUAUUGUGACAUAUGUGAACAAACAUUUAAAUUAACAAGUAUAGAAAUAUUACGACAUCGUGGUACACAUCAAACUUAA
Molecule: messenger RNA, 3531 nt
Organism: Rotaria sordida
Lineage: Eukaryota; Metazoa; Rotifera; Eurotatoria; Philodinida; Philodinidae
Source: the annotation of a GenBank genome assembly